This is a messenger RNA of Euleptes europaea (tarantolino), 3789 nucleotides long. It is a transcript of the gene DHX9, whose product is annotated as DExH-box helicase 9. Gene Ontology annotation, cellular component: ribonucleoprotein complex; intracellular anatomical structure; nucleolus. The coding region runs from base 31 to 3783 and encodes 1250 amino acids. Gene Ontology annotation, molecular function: double-stranded RNA binding; ATP binding; 3'-5' DNA helicase activity. Lineage: Eukaryota; Metazoa; Chordata; Lepidosauria; Squamata; Sphaerodactylidae. The transcript has 27 exons. Gene Ontology annotation, biological process: positive regulation of transcription by RNA polymerase II; regulation of mRNA processing. The record is from RefSeq and is a predicted model, not a curated record.
UCUUCAGGGCUCAUCCCGCGUUCCUUCGCCAUGGGGGACGUGAAGAAUUUCCUCUACGCCUGGUGCGGCAAGCGGAAGGUCACGCCGGCCUACGAGAUCCGCGCCGUGGGCAACAAGAACCGGCAGAAGUUCAUGUGCGAGGUUCGUGUGACAGGCUUCAACUACAUCGGGAUGGGCAACUCCACCAACAAGAAAGAUGCCCAGACCAAUGCUGCUAGAGACUUUCUCAAUUACCUUGUUCGGGUGAAUGAGAUCAAGAGUGAAGAAAUUCCAGCUUUUGGGGCAGGAUCGGUGGGUGCUCCAGGUGGAGAAACGGCUGGAGCAGGAGAAGGUGGGGAUGAAUUGGAUGCUCCUCUAGGAGGGCUGCCACCUCCUCCCCUGACUCUCCAAACAGUAACGGGUGUUCCUCCUCUGGGAACUGGAAACUCUGGCUAUGGAGGAGCUCAGUGGGACCGUGGGGCAAAUCUGAAGGAUUAUUAUUCAAGGAAGGAGGAACAAGAAGCCCAAGCAACCUUGGAGUCAGAAGAAGUAGAUUUGAAUGCUGGCCUUCAUGGGAAUUGGACCUUGGAGAAUGCCAAGGCACGCCUGAACCAGUUUUUCCAAAAGGAGAAGAUUCAAGGAGAAUAUAAAUACACUCAAGUGGGGCCCGAUCACAACAGGAGCUUUAUUGCAGAAAUGACCAUUUAUGUCAAGCAGCUGGCCAGAAGAAUCUUUGCUCGUGAGCAUGGCUCAAACAAAAAGCUGGCAGCGCAGUCCUGUGCUCUGUCUUUGGUCAGGCAGCUCUACCACCUGAACAUCAUUGAGCCUUACUCUGGGCAGACCAAGAAGAAGGAAGGUGAAUCGAUAGAACCGUAUCAAGUAAAUCUCAGUUCCGAUUUGGAAAGUCAGCUGCAGAGCCUCGUCAGCGACAUGGGUCUUGAAAUUGUUCCGCCGCCUGAAGAUCCCACCUUCCCCGCUGUCCUUAACAUUGGGAAGUUGGCCCACUUCGAACCCUCCCAAAAAGAGAAUCAGAUGGGAGUUGUGCCGUGGUCGCCUCCGCAGUCAAACUGGAAUCCGUGGACCAGCUGCAACAUUGAUGAGGGCCCUCUGGCAUUUGCCACACCAGAGCAGAUAAGUGUCGACAUAAAAAGAAACCUUGCAUAUCAGCUGGAAAGCGAUCAGGAAUUGAAGAAAAUUCUUGAGGAGAGGUACACUCUACCUGUGAAGAGGUUUGAGCAAGAGAUUCUGGAAGCCAUCCACCAUAAUCCUGUUGUCAUCAUCCGUGGAGCUACCGGCUGUGGCAAAACUACGCAGGUUCCACAGUACAUCCUGGAUGAAUUUAUCUACAGUGGAAGAGGUGCAGAGUGCAGCAUCGUUGUGACUCAGCCCAGGAGGAUCAGUGCCGUUUCUGUGGCGGAACGGGUCUCCUAUGAAAGGGGAGAAGAACCUGGGAACAGCUGUGGCUACAGUGUCCGGUUUGAAUCGGUGCUUCCCCGUCCCCAUGCCAGUGUGAUGUUCUGCACUGUUGGUGUCCUCCUGAGGAAGCUGGAAGCUGGGAUCCGUGGAAUCAGUCAUGUGAUCGUGGAUGAGAUCCAUGAGAGAGACAUUAAUACUGACUUUCUGUUGGUAGUUCUGCGAGAUGUCAUUCAAACCUACCCUGAAAUCCGAGUCAUCCUCAUGUCUGCCACCAUUGAUACCAGCAUGUUCUGUGAAUACUACUUCAAUUGCCCCAUCAUUGAGGUCUUUGGUAGAACUUUCCCUGUUCAAGAGUAUUUUCUGGAAGAUUGCAUUCAGAUGACCAGAUUCAUUCCACCACCAAAGGACAAGAAGAAGAAGGAUAAGGAUGAUGAAGGUGGUGACGAUGAUGAUGCCAACUGCAACCUUAUUUGUAGCGAUGAAUAUGGCCUGGAAACGAAACGCUGCAUGGCUCAGCUAAAUGAGAAGGAAACUCCUUUUGAGCUCAUCGAGGCCCUCUUGAAAUACAUCGAGACCUUGAAUGCUCCGGGAGCUGUUCUUGUCUUCUUGCCAGGCUGGAAUUUGAUAUACACCAUGCAGAAAUAUUUGGAAAUGAACCCACACUUUGGAAGCCAGCGGUACAGAAUACUUCCUUUGCACUCCCAGAUUCCUCGAGAGGAACAGCGCAAAGUGUUUGAUCCAGUGCCUGCUCACAUGACCAAGGUAAUUUUAUCCACCAAUAUUGCGGAGACCAGCAUUACCAUCAAUGAUGUGGUCUAUGUUAUUGAUUCUUGCAAACAAAAGGUGAAGCUGUUCACUGCUCACAACAACAUGACCAACUAUGCUACUGUGUGGGCAUCAAAAACGAACCUGGAGCAGCGAAAAGGACGAGCCGGUCGCGUCCGUCCAGGAUUCUGUUUCCAUCUCUGCAGCAAAGCUCGGUUUGAAAGGCUUGAGACUCACAUGACCCCAGAGAUGUUCCGAACACCACUGCAUGAAAUCGCUUUGAGCAUCAAACUGCUACGGCUGGGAGGAAUUGGGCAAUUCUUGGCCAAAGCUAUAGAGCCACCCCCCUUGGAUGCAGUGAUUGAAGCGGAGCAUACGCUGAGAGAGCUGGAUGCCUUGGACUCAAAUGAUGAGUUGACACCGCUUGGGCGAAUUUUAGCCAGGCUCCCCAUAGAACCUCGCCUUGGGAAGAUGAUGAUAAUGGGAUGCAUUUUCUACGUGGGAGAUGCUGUAUGUACCAUCUCUGCCGCCACCUGCUUCCCAGAGCCUUUCAUCAGCGAAGGGAAGAGGCUGGGUUAUGUCCACAGGAAUUUUGCUGGAAACCGGUUUUCUGACCACGUGGCCUUGCUUUCAGUCUUCCAGGCUUGGGAUGAUGCAAGAAUGGGCGGGGAAGAUGGUGAGAUCCGGUUCUGCGAGCAUAAGAGGCUCAACAUGGCCACGCUCCGAAUGACUUGGGAAGCCAAAGUGCAGCUGAAAGAUAUCCUUGUCAAUUCUGGCUUCCCGGAAGAUUGUUUGAUGACACAGAUAUUUAACAACGUUGGCCCAGAUAACAAUCUGGAUGUCGUUAUCUCUCUGCUGGCCUUUGGCUUGUACCCCAACGUCUGCUACCACAAGGAGAAGAGGAAGAUUCUAACCACUGAGGGGCGCAACGCGCUCAUCCACAAAUCUUCUGUCAACUGCCCAUUCAGCAGUCAAGACAUGAAAUACCCUUCUCCGUUCUUUGUUUUUGGAGAAAAGAUCCGGACACGAGCCAUUUCUGCCAAAGCCAUGACCUUAGUGAGCCCCUUGCAGCUACUUCUGUUUGGCUCAAAGAAAGUCGUGUCCGAUGGCGAGAUUAUUGUACUGGAUGACUGGAUCAAGUUGCGGAUGCCACACAGUGCUGCCGCCUGUAUUGCUGCCUUGCGAGCAGCGAUGGAAGCCCUUGUUGUAGAAGUAACUAUGAACCCAGAAAUCAUCAGCCAGUUGGACCAGCUGAACGAGCACAUGCUGUCUGUUAUUCGGCAGAUCUCCAGACCCAUCGCUGCUGGCAUCAACCUUUCAGCAGGCACUACGAGAUAUGGUGAUGGACCUCGCCCACCCAAAAUGGCCCGAUACGACAAUGGAGGAGGCUACAGAGGAAGAGGAGGAGGCUACAGGGGUGGAUAUGGUGGAUAUGGAGGAGGCUAUAACUCUUCUGCUGGAGGUUCUGGAGGACAAGGAUAUUCAGGGGGUGGAGGUAGCUAUCGUGGUGGUGGUGGUGGUGGUUUUAGGCGACCUGGCGGAGGCUUUCGAGGUUCAGGUGGAGGAUACCAAAGUGGCGGAAAUAGAGGAGGUGGGUUUAGAGGAGGGUGGGGUGGUUACUGAAGAAAC